AUGGCAUCCCUCUUCCAGAUGGGCAUGCGGAGGGCCCUGCUGCAGCUGCCCAAGGCCAGCAGCAGCGCCUUUGUCUGCCGCCAAUGCCUGCACAGAGCAGCAGCGCCCGCCGUUGCCGCCUCCGCGCGGACUUCCACGGCCUCCGUCGCCGCGUCGCAGCCCUCGAUGCUGGCCCAGAUCAUGCGCUCCCGCGGCUUCGCGACGACGACCAAGCGCAAGACGAGUGCCGUCGCCUCCCUCGGCAGCGAGAUCCCCGCCAGCACGUCGACUGCCGCCGCGAGCAAUGCCGGCAAGAAGGCCUUCCCCGAGACCAACGCCCGCUCCGUCGGCCUGUGGCUGCUGGGCAGCGCCGUGAGCGUCUUUGGUAUCGUGGUCUGGGGAGGAUUGACUCGGCUCACGGAAUCUGGUCUCAGCAUCACCGAGUGGCGCCCCGUCACCGGCUCCCUGCCGCCCCGGUCCCCCGAGGACUGGGAGUCCGAGUUUACAAAGUACCGCGCCAGCCCCGAGUUCGCCCUGCUCAACCCCAACAUGACCCUCGACGAGUUCAAGAAGAUCUACUUUAUGGAGUGGUUCCACCGCGUCUGGGGCCGCGUCAUCGGCGUCACCUUCGUCCUGCCCGCCGUCUACUUCGUCGCCCGCCGCCGCGUCACGGCCCGCAUGGCCUGGAACCUGCUCGGCAUCUCCUCCCUCAUCGGCUUCCAGGGCUUCAUCGGCUGGUGGAUGGUGAAAUCCGGGCUCAAGGACGACCUGUUCGCGCCCGGGUCCCACCCGCGCGUCUCCCAGUACCGCCUGACCGCCCACCUCGCCACCGCCUUCGUCUGCUACUCGUGGAUGCUCGUCUCGGCCCUCGCCGUCCUGCGCACCCACCGCCUCCUCGCCGACCCGGCCGCGGGGCUCAAGGCCCUGACCGCCCUGCAGAACCCCGGCCUCCGCACCUUCCGCCGCCUCGCCGCCGCCCUGACCGCCCUCAUCUUCACGACCGCCAUGUCGGGCGCCCUCGUCGCCGGCCUCGACGCGGGCCUCAUCUACAACGAGUUCCCCAUGAUGGGGCAAGGGCUGGCCCCGCCCAAGUCGGAGCUCUGGUCCCGCUUCUACUGCCGCCGCGAGGACGGCAGCGACCUGUGGUGGCGCAACAUGCUCGAGAACCCCAGCCUCGUGCAGCUCGACCACCGCAUCCUCGCCGUCACCACCUUCACCGCCGUCCUGUCCCUGUGGGCCUUCAGCCGGAGGGCCCGCCUGGCCGCCAUCCUGCCUCGCGGCGCCCGCAAGGGAACCAUGGGCCUCGUCCACCUCGUCUGCAUGCAGGCCGCGCUGGGCAUCACCACCCUCAUCUACAUGGUGCCCCUGCCGCUCGCCGCCCUGCACCAGGCCGGCGCGCUGGCCCUGCUGACCGGCGCGCUCGUCCUGGGCCACCGGCUCCGGGUCCCCAAGUCCACGCUGAUGAUGAUCCAGCGGAGGUUAAAGGAGGCUGCUGCUGCUCAAGCCAAGAAGGCGUGA
Thyridium curvatum is the source of this 1497-nucleotide messenger RNA. RefSeq lists its product as uncharacterized. Lineage: Eukaryota; Fungi; Ascomycota; Sordariomycetes; Thyridiales; Thyridiaceae. Gene Ontology annotation, cellular component: mitochondrial inner membrane. Gene Ontology annotation, biological process: heme A biosynthetic process. The record is from RefSeq and is a predicted model, not a curated record. Bases 1 to 1497 code for a protein of 498 amino acids. The transcript has 2 exons. Gene Ontology annotation, molecular function: oxidoreductase activity, acting on NAD(P)H, heme protein as acceptor.